Molecule: messenger RNA, 2278 nt
Organism: Tarenaya hassleriana
Lineage: Eukaryota; Viridiplantae; Streptophyta; Magnoliopsida; Brassicales; Cleomaceae
Exons: 2
Coding region: 652-1737 (361 amino acids)
Cellular component (GO): membrane
Molecular function (GO): glycosyltransferase activity
Source: RefSeq, a predicted model, not a curated record
ACAAUCAAAAAACCAAUCAAUAUUCUCUGUCUUCUUUUGUAUCUCGCUCCUGUAUUCAUCAGUCACUGUGAGGGAGAAGAUAGCCCUAAAGAUCUUCUUCCUUCGGAUCGAAAUCUGAAACUCUCAGCCUCAAUCUCGAGAAAUUCCUCAGAAAUCUCUAAAACCCACGAGUUCGUGUUCUUGAUUUCUCCCUUUGACCGCCAAAAUUCUGCAGUGAUCUUCUUGCAUUCUUCGAUUUCUUCGCCCUCUUUCUUCUGGAUUUACUCCUCAUAUGAGAAAAAUUGAAAUCUCGUUUCGAGAAUCCCUAUACCCGCAAAUUUUAUCGGCUUUAUUUCCGAGAAAUUUGGAUUUUUCACAUCUGUUGUGAAGAGCCAUUGCUUCCCAAAUCUUUCGCUUGAAAUCUGCAGAAGUUUGGAAUCUUCUUCGCUUGUUCGUUUCCUGAAAUUCCCGUUAUUCGGAUGGGAAAUUCUGGUAGCACAUUUGCGGAAAAUCCCUAAUUCUUCCGGUUCGGGAAAACCCAGAAGUCGAGGGACCCUAAAUCGAUGGGAAAUCUACGUGCAUUCCCGUAGAUUUCCGAUCUCGAGCGUGAGCGGAAGAAACUCAAUCUGGGGUUCAUUGAUUCUAGGGUCUGGGAGUUUUCUGGCUUUUCAAAUGUUCUCGAACCGUUUUGUUCUCUCCUUCUCUCUCCUCCUCUGUCUCCCUAUCGUCUUCUUCCUCGUUGCCCCUCGUGUCUUCCCUCCUCCUCCCAGUGACUCUCUCAUCCCUAUCUCCGAUGAGAUCGACGACCAGAGCCUCUUCCGCCGCGCCGCCGCCGCCUCCUCGACCCUCUCCCGUCUCUCCUCCGGGAACCCUAAACCUAAUCUCAAGAUCGCUUUCCUCUUCCUCACCAACUCCGACCUCCAUUUCGCGCCAAUCUGGGAUCGGUUCUUCUCGGGCCAAUCUCGGUCUCUUUUCAACGUCUACGUCCACGCGGAUCCGUCGGUGAUCAUCAACAGGCCCGGCAAUGGCUCUGUGUUCGAGAACGCCUUCAUCUCCUCUGCCAAACGAACCGCACGCGCCUCCCCAACCCUUAUCUCAGCCACGCGCCGCCUCCUCGCCACCGCCCUCAUCGACGACCCAGCAAACUCCUACUUCGCUGUGCUCUCUCAGUACUGCAUUCCCCUCCACAGCUUCCGCUACGUCUACCACUCCCUUUUCGAGUCAUCAACUUUCGACAAAUCCGACCCGGACCAGACUCCGAAAGGGAUUCGGGUCUGGUAUCGCAGCUUCAUCGAGAUCAUCUCCGAGGAGCCUCGGCUUUGGAAACGGUACAUCGCCCGGGGAAGGUAUGUGAUGAUGCCGGAGAUUCCAUUCGAGAAAUUCCGUGUGGGUUCGCAGUUCUUCGUCAUGACUCGGAGACAUGCUCUGUUAACAAUCAAAGAUCGAACCUUGUGGAGGAAAUUCAAGCUGCCGUGUUAUCGAGCAGAUGAGUGUUACCCUGAGGAGCAUUAUUUUCCGACAUUGUUGAACAUGAAGGACCCCGGCGGGACAACUGGUUACACCUUGACCCGGGUCAACUGGACGGGUACUGUGAAGGGUCAUCCGUACACCUACAAGCCGAAGGAAGUUUCGCCAGAGCUGAUUCAGCAGCUCCGGCGAUCAAACCACUCAAGCUCUUACCUUUUCGCCCGUAAGUUUACGCCCAGUUGCUUGAAACCAUUGUUGGCCAUUGUAGACUCGGUGAUUCUGAGAGAUUAGAGCGCUUGGUUACUUUGCUGGGAAAGCAUUUGGUAUUCUCUCGUUUGCAAGCAACACCAAAACAGAGGAUCAAGAACAGAGUAAGCCCUGAAACACACCAAACCCUUCAAUUCUCCGACCAAUGAAGAAGCAAAUCUGUGAUACUUUUUUGGAAGGCUCAUAAAAAAAAUACCCAAAAAAAAAGGGUAUUAUGUGGAAUAAGAAGAUGCUGUGUGGGGAUGGUGACUCAGUCUAGUGCACCACAGACUCGAGAAAAAGAUGAAAAAUCCCAAAGGUGUAGUCUUUUUUUUUUAAAUGUAAAAUUGCCAAUUUUUUUGUUUUUUUUGUUUUUUUAAAUCAAGUCGAUGGCUCUGCUCUCUCCACAGUUGUUCCUUUGAAGCUGGGAACUGUACAUAAGAGAGAUGUUUUGUCCCAGAAGGUGGGAUUUGUAGUAAAGUAAGUAGGCAUAUGCUUGUUGUUGUUGUUGUUGUUGUUGUUGUUGUUGUGAGAUUCAUCUAUGAUGAUGUGGAUUUUUAUUUUUCAUGAUUCCGAAAUUGGAGAA